AUGUACAAGGCCACCCUAGCUGAGUUACACGAGCACCUUGACAUGAAAGAUCUUGGUGAGGAGAUCAACCGGGAUCUCAGGAUCUUACCCAACAUCACCCUUGGCUACAACCUCUAUGAGAACUAUUUUGAUGUCAGGGUGACUUCCGAUGCCAUGGUAGAGCUGCUUGCAGGCAGCGGAAGAAACAUUCCCAAUUAUCACUGCGGAGAAGAGAAUCCCCUUCUGGCUGUUCUUGGAAGGAGUGAUUCUGGCAUCUCCAAGGAGAUUUCCACCAUGUCAGGCAUCUACAAAAUCCCACAUCAUGUGUUAUCCCCGAAAGGCCGAAUAAGAUGCAGAGAGAAGGAGGAACAGGAGGCUUUGCCCCAAGAGGAGAUUGAGAGAGUCCUGUCUGCAGACAGCUAUGGCACUUACAUCAAUGUCCAGGCUGCAGCCCAGGCCUUGAAUGCUGCAUUUUCAUCUAGACCACGGCGGAAGCUGAUGGUGGGAGAAGGAGCCGAAUGGGAGCAGGGAAGGCUUCAGCCAUGGCAGAUUGGCAGUGUGAGGAGAGAGGCAUCUACUGGCAUCAAGUUCACCAUCAGCCCAGAAGCCAUUGAGUGGCCCAAGAAGUUUCACAAGGCCGUGCCUCGUUCCAGAUGUAGCAAAAUUUGUCAACCUGGAUAUGCAAAGGUGGUUCCAGAAGGAAAGCCUGUUUGCUGCUAUGCAUGUGAUCCAUGUGCGGAAGGAACCAUCUCCAACCAAGAAGAUGCAGAACGCUGCACCAAAUGCCCAGAAGAUCAGCAUCCAAACAAGGACAGAGAUCAAUGUGUCUCCAAGAUUAUCACCUUCCUGGCUUAUGAAGACCGUCUGGGGAUCACCUUAGCUUCCAUUGUCCUCUUCAUAUCUUCUACAGCAGGCAUUGUGUUAGGAAUCUUCAUUAAAUACAAAGAAACCCCAAUAGUCAAAGCCAACAACCGGGACCUCUCCUACAUCUUGCUCGUCUCCCUCCUGCUUUCCUCUUUGUCCUCCUUCCUCUUCAUGGGGCAACCAAGACUAGCGACCUGCCUUCUCCGACAAACGGCCUUCAGCAUCAUCUUCUCCGUUGCUGUUUCUUCUGUCUUGGCCAAGACCAUCACCGUGGUGCUGGCCUUCCUGGCCACAAGACCAGGGAACAGGGUGAGGAGAUGGCUAGGGAAGAGUCUGGCCACCUCCAUUGUCAUCUCCUGUUCUGGUGUCCAAGUUCUCAUCUGCACCAUCUGGCUGGGCUCUUCUCCCCCCUUCCCAGAGCCCGACAUGCACUCCCAGGCGGAAGAGAUCAUCUUGCAGUGCAACGAAGGCUCUGUGGCCAUGUUUUAUGUUGCCCUCGGCUACCUGGGCUUCCUGGCUGCCAUCUGCUUCACGGUGGCGUUCCUAGCCAGGAAGCUGCCUGGCUCCUUCAACGAAGCCAAGCUGAUCACCUUCAGCAUGCUGGUCUUCUGCAGUGUUUGGGUGUCUUUUGUGCCCACCUACCUGAGCACCAAGGGCAAGUCCAUGGUGGCCGUGCAGAUCUUCUCUAUGUUGGCCUCCAGUGCUGGGCUCCUGGGCUGCAUCUUCCUUCCCAAGUGCUACAUUAUUCUGCUCAGGCCUGAUCUGAACACAAAGGAGCAUCUGGGAACAAGAACUUAA
Molecule: messenger RNA, 1641 nt
Organism: Lacerta agilis (Sand lizard)
Lineage: Eukaryota; Metazoa; Chordata; Lepidosauria; Squamata; Lacertidae
Product: vomeronasal type-2 receptor 26-like
Exons: 6
Coding region: 1-1641 (546 amino acids)
Biological process (GO): G protein-coupled receptor signaling pathway
Cellular component (GO): membrane
Molecular function (GO): G protein-coupled receptor activity
Source: RefSeq, a predicted model, not a curated record